AAACCGGGAUAGUCGCGCGCUUGUUUUCUCAGGCGGGAACUGAGUUGGAGCAGGAACAACGAGAGGGGUUGUGUUUUAUUUACAGUUAAAAAAGCUUAUAAUAUUUUUAAUUUUAUAAAGAUAUGUCUUGUAGAAGAGGCGCUUUAAUCGUGCUGGAGGGAGUAGACAAGGCAGGAAAAACCACACAGUGUAAGAAGCUUGUGUAUGCUCUGCAGAAGAAUGGGAGAGCCGCCGAGAUGAUGAGAUUCCCUGACAGAACAACACAGAUUGGGCAGCUGAUCAGUUCAUACCUGGAGAAAAAGAACAACCUGGAGGACCACACCAUACACCUGCUCUUUUCUGCAAACCGCUGGGAGUUGGUGCCUCUAAUGAAGAAAAAGCUGGAGCAGGGAAUCACCCUGGUUGUGGAUCGCUAUGCUUUUUCUGGAGUGGCUUUCACCAGUGCCAAACCUGACUUCUCUUUGGAGUGGUGUAAGAAUCCUGAUGUGGGUCUGCCAAAGCCAGACCUUGUGAUGUUCCUGCAGCUGAACCCCAGCGUAGCAGCCGAACGUGGAGAGUUUGGGACAGAGCGAUACGAGACCAGCGCUUUUCAGCGUUCAGUGCAGCAGAGAUUCGAACAACUCAUGAAGGAUCCAUCGGUUAACUGGAAGGUGAUUGAUGCAGCCAGAAGCAUAGAAGUAGUACACAGUGAUAUUAAGGUGCUGUGUGAGAACAUAAUCAAUACAUCUGAGAAUCUGCCAAUUGGAGAACUAUGGAAAUGAACAUUAAGGAGAGUUCCUGGCCGACCCUGGAUACAACUAGAUUUUUAAUCACCCCUGUACUGUGCACGGACAUUGCCAGGAAGUAACACGACUUCUUAUUGUCCUUUUUAUUAAAUAAAAGUUUUAUCCUUAUUUUA
Hemibagrus wyckioides is the source of this 898-nucleotide messenger RNA. It is a transcript of the gene dtymk, whose product is annotated as deoxythymidylate kinase (thymidylate kinase). The record is from RefSeq and is a predicted model, not a curated record. NCBI's taxonomy places the organism in Eukaryota, Metazoa, Chordata, Actinopteri, Siluriformes, Bagridae. Gene Ontology annotation, biological process: dTDP biosynthetic process; dTTP biosynthetic process; dUDP biosynthetic process. Gene Ontology annotation, cellular component: cytoplasm; nucleus; mitochondrion. The coding region runs from base 123 to 761 and encodes 212 amino acids. Gene Ontology annotation, molecular function: dTMP kinase activity; ATP binding. The transcript has 5 exons.